GUUUCCAGAGAUAACUUCAUCGGUCAGCUCCUCGGUCCUCGCGGACGCAGCCUAGCUGAAAUGAACAUGCAGUCAGGUGCUAAUAUCGUCAUCCGUAGGAAGGGGUCGGUGACGGAAGGGAGAGGAAGAGGAAGGGCAAAGGCCAGUGGUCGGCGCGAAAUCAACGAUAGAAAUUUGCUGCAGCUACGAGACCUCGCUGUUGUAAACGGGACCUUACGAGACGACUAGAGUCGUGGUGAGAGGGGCAGGGAUGGGUGGAGGGGAGGAAUUGACGUAGGCAUUAGAUGCGAUAUCUGCGGUGGCGGCCACAUCACUCGUAAUUGCGCGGACAGAAAACCUAUCCCUCCGUGGAGAUAGAGCAAGAAACCUGGGCAAGGAGGCGACCAACUGGAAAUCUAGUAUCGACGGCUUCUUGCGGGGGUUUUAUGUGCUGCUGGCUCCAAGCGGAGCUCGGGUUACUUUUUUUUUUUUUUUUUUUUUUU
Molecule: messenger RNA, 482 nt
Organism: Xylaria bambusicola
Lineage: Eukaryota; Fungi; Ascomycota; Sordariomycetes; Xylariales; Xylariaceae
Exons: 1
Coding region: 61-228 (55 amino acids)
Source: RefSeq, a predicted model, not a curated record